CUUCCUAAAAAGUUCAAUCUUUUUCUCAUGGUUUUCUUCAUUCUAUCUUCCUGCGGAAAACAUGGGGGUAGUUUUAUUGGAUUUUUUUGGUCAUGGGGGUACGUCAUUUUCCAGAAAUAAACAGAAUUUGUUCCUUUUUUUCUUUUCUUUUUUGCUUUCAAUCUUGGGAUUGAAAUUCUUGACUUGUUUGUGUUCUUAUAAGAUUGUGGUUUUUUCCCUAGCAAUGAAAAGAGAGAAUAAAAGGAAAUAAAAAAGAUUUCUGUUUCCUUUUAUUUCUUUAUUUAGUAAUUUUUUGAAAGUCCAAAAGUCUUCAUAUUUUUUUCUCAUUGACAUAUAAAAGGUAAUAAAAAUAUAAAAUCCUGUUAUAGUCUCUUCCUCUCUCUAUAUAAUUUGCUUUCUUCCAUUGUUUUGUCUUUGUUUCCUCUGUGGGGUAUCCUUAUAUUCACAAUUUCACAGAGUUGGAAGAGAGAAAACAGUUUCAUUUCUCUUUUUCGCUCUUUCUCUCUCUAUAUUUUGCUUCAAUAAUCAUGACUAUUGAUAAAGGUUCAAUGCAAUCAAAUCUUGAUUCUUUCUUGAAUUGCACUACACCAUUAGUACCAUCUCAGUUUCUUGCUAAGAGUGAAACUAGAAACCUUAAUAGGCUUUGGCAUCCUAAAGAAAAGGAAGAGAUUGAAUACUUUACAUUGGCUGAUUUAUGGAAUUGUUAUGAUGAAUGGAGUGCUUAUGGUGCUGGAGUUCCUAUUAAAUUAGAUAGUGGUGAAACUUUAGUCCAAUAUUAUGUGCCUUAUCUUUCAUCUAUUCAAAUUUUCACCAGCAGUUCAUCUGUAAGCAUUUUAAGGGAGGAGAAUGAGUCUGUGUGGGAGACAAGGGAUUCUUUUAGUGAUUCAUUGAGUGAUGAGAGUGAGAGUGAAAAGCUAUCAAGAUGGGAUGGUUGUUCCUCGGAGGAAGGUUUAUUUGAUCAAGAUAGCAACUUUCAAAUGAAUGAUAGAUUGGGUUACCUUUAUUAUCAAUACUUUGAGAGAUCUUCUCCAUAUGGAAGAGUACCUCUGGUGGAUAAGAUUAGUAGCUUAGCUGAAAGACACCCUGGAUUAAUGUCAUUGAGAAGUGUAGAUCUUUCACCAGCAAGUUGGAUGUCAGUUGCUUGGUACCCUAUCUAUCACAUUCCCAUGGGGAAAACCAUUAAGGACUUGUCUACAUGUUUUCUCACAUUUCACACUCUUUCUUCUUCUUUCCAAGAUAUGGACCUUGAAGAUAGCAUGGAGAAAGGUAUUAGGAAACGAGACGAAGGGGAAACGAUCCCUCUUUCACCUUUCGGUUUGGCAACUUACAAGAUGCAGGGUAAUGUGUGGAUUUCGGACAGGAGUGGAAGGGACCAAGAGAGGCUAGUGUCACUAUUAAGCGUGGCUGAUUCAUGGCUAAAGCAAUUAGGGGUCCAGCACCAUGACUUUAACUACUUCUUGGGCAUUCGUCGUGGCUAAAAACACAAAUGUUGACUUACCAUUUGAACCCCACAAAUGGACUGAUUCUGGAGUUACCUUCUCUUUUUGGCCCUGAAUGCCUCUUUGUAAAGGCAUUAGACUCAUGUGACAGUUUCUGUAUAGGGAUUAGCUUAGUUUUGAAGGGAUAAAACUUGAGGUGAAGCUAGAGAUAGGCGUGGGCGGCGCGCGCUUAUAACUGUGGAUUAAUGGUGUAACAUGAUCAUGAAAUGACUAUGAUUAAGCCUUUUCUCUUGUGAGCAAUACUUGCACGCUUCUGCAAAAUGUUGUUUCCUUUUCUUGUAUGAUUCUGAAGAACUUUCAUUAAGUGCUUUAAGCUUCCUUUUGUACAUUUUCAUGUAAAUAUCUUUACACUUCACAUUCCAUUUGAAGUGGAGAAACAACUAAUAUGCUAUUAAUGGAAAGAAGACUACCUAUGUUGGUUUUAUUUGUC
This is a messenger RNA of Nicotiana attenuata, 1929 nucleotides long. RefSeq lists its product as uncharacterized. Lineage: Eukaryota; Viridiplantae; Streptophyta; Magnoliopsida; Solanales; Solanaceae. The transcript has 6 exons. The coding region runs from base 528 to 1478 and encodes 316 amino acids. The record is from RefSeq and is a predicted model, not a curated record.